AUGCAGCAUACCGAGGUCUUCAAGGCGACAGCUGGGUCGUGUCGCGUCGUUGCCGAUACGAAGGCCACUUAUCAACAAGCCGCGAUCGAGUCGGCACCUCGUGACGCUUUCAUCUCUCCUACAGUGCUGCUCAUACUCUCUGUGACGAUCCUUCAUCCGCCCAGAGCGCACCGUCGAAGGGCUCGUGCGGCUGCAGACAACGACGCCGAUGAUGCUCAAGAGCUCGAGCGGGAUACCUUGGAAGCCGGCACUCGUGUAGAAGCGCUGUCAGCGUCUGAGCUUGGACCAAGCGGCGUUGUGCGAGCGAUCAAAGUCUACAUCGAGCAUGUGCGUCGCAUACAAGCCCGUUGACGGGCACUUCCUAACGCGAAAUGAUUGCCCCUGGCAGAAUGCAGCGGCACUCUGCCUUCGGCCAUCCGUGGAGCUGGUGCAGGAUGAGCCUGGAGCCGUGUUCGCGCUACGUCGUCAGGGUGGUGACAAGGCCCGGGCAGUGACGUGUGCGUCUGCGCUUACAUCGCCUUCACUGGCACUCCUAUUGACAGUGCCCAAUCGCCUCUGCUCAGUGAAGCUCACCUCGGCAGCACCACAGUGGUCAAGCGACACGACACAGAGCUUCCUCACGUCAGCCGACACGCAUAUUACGUGGAAUGGACCACGACGAAGGAGACCUGAUCGAGGUAAGCGGGCUAAGUAACGCUGGCUGCAAAUGGCUAUGCUCACCUUGCUGUGGUGAAAGACCUGAAGCAGGAGCUUUGCCGGCCCACACUGGGCCCAGUCGACACAAGCGCACUUCAUAGACUGCUCGAGCAAGUGCUGAUUCGUUUCGUGUCGGCUUGUCCGAGUGGCAGAUUUUGCGCGCCGUACAUCGAGGUGAGAGUGGAGGUGGCCGGGUGUUCGGGAGGUGCGAGGCUUGAAGAUCAAGAUCGUCUUUGCCUACCCUCAGCGGCUCGAGACUAUCUUGCCUGCGCUGUCAUUCGUCGCGACGCCAUUCCAUCGCUUGGCAGCCAAGGCUAAGGAGCGAAACGAGGAUGGACCCCUGUUUCGAGCGAUUGCCGUAAGCACGCAUUGCCUCCAAUGAGGAGUGCUGAAGACUGACCUGUCAUGGUCCAUGGACAGACUCUUAGACAGAACUUGCCGCAAGCGUUCCAGUCUAA
Messenger RNA from Ceraceosorus bombacis, 1154 nucleotides. The record is from the annotation of a GenBank genome assembly. NCBI's taxonomy places the organism in Eukaryota, Fungi, Basidiomycota, Exobasidiomycetes, Ceraceosorales, Ceraceosoraceae.